Molecule: messenger RNA, 1308 nt
Organism: Striga asiatica
Lineage: Eukaryota; Viridiplantae; Streptophyta; Magnoliopsida; Lamiales; Orobanchaceae
Source: the annotation of a GenBank genome assembly
UNCACCUAAUGCAACACUGGGGAGAUGGAUCAGAUGAAGCUGAAGACCACCAACAAACACCUCCAAAGCUCCCUAAGCUCCACCUCACCUCUCAACCACACCACCACUCACCCCAAUAUUCCAUUUCUACCCUUCCAUUGUUUGCCCCUCAAGAAAACUCUACCACCACUACCCCUACCAUUAACCUCACCAGGACAGGGAGCUAUUUCAGCUCAGCCCAGUGGCAGGAGCUUGAGCUCCAGGCUUUGAUUUUCAGACACAUGAUAGCCGGAGCCGAUGUUCCUUCUGAACUACUACAUCUUGUCAAGAAGGGCCUCGCAAAUUCUCCAUAUUACGUUUGUAACCCCAUUUAUCAGUACUAUCCUCAUUACCAGCCACCUCUGGUGCAGUCGGGAUAUUGGAGUAAGGCGGCGAUGGAUCCGGAGCCUGGUCGGUGCCGGCGUACGGACGGCAAGAAGUGGCGGUGCUCGAGGGAUGUCGUCCCCGGCCACAGAUAUUGUGACCGUCAUGUUCACCGCGGCAAAUACCGUUCAAGAAAGCCUGUGGAAAGCCCAUCUGCUCCGGCUGCCGCCUCCUCCGCCGCCGGCGGAGGCGGCGGCGAUGCCCUGAAGAUGAACCAUCCCGCCACCCAGUUCGGUUUUUCGGGGACUUCGUCUAAUCUUCUUCAUCUUGAUUCGAGGCCUUUGGACUCCAUAGUUGAGACCGAUUGCCCUUACGAAGUCCAAAACGACGGCGGCCGAACACUUAGGCCCUUUUUCGACGAUUGGCCGAGAUCGCUUCACGAGACGGACAGCACCGCCAGCUCAGCAGCCUCGGCCACCAAUCUGUCGAUCUCGAUGAAUGCGCCCUCUGACUUCUCCUUGAAGCUUGGAACUGGAGAUGGGGAUGAGCAUGGGGCCCGCAUAGUGGGAGGCCAAGGUGAAGUGGGCCGGGCCCAAAUGAAUUGGGGCAUGGCGUGGGAAGGUAAUCGUGUGGGCCCAAUGGGAGGCCCGCUGGCGGAGGUGCUGAGGUCACCCACGACAGACUCGAUGCCGACGAGCGUGCUGCUACAUAGGCUGACGAGGGGUUCGGAGGCUGGCUAUGUUGUUAGCUCUUGAUAUCUUGAUGUGUUUGUUUGUUUGUGUGCUUAUUUGGAUGUUUUUUUUUAAGAUGAUAUUUGAGGUUUUAUUUGUCUUAUCAUGUGUGGUUUGUUGAUGUUCUCUUGAAACGUGAUUGAAGUAAUUACAAAGCUUAUGUAAUUUCUGGAUGUGCAGUGCACCCUAUUGGUUCAGUUAAUCGAACCGACUGAGAUGUUGAAAUCGAAACCGA